AUGAUUCCUUUGAUAAUAAUUCCACCAUUUCUAGGAUCCAAUUUAUGGAUAUCAUAUAACAAAACAGAUCUUCCAUGGUAUUGUCCAAAGAAAAUGAAUGAUUCUCCACUUUGGUUAUAUCCGCCACUUGCAAUCCCUCCUUUUCACAAUUGCUUAUUAAAAUUACUUACACUAGAAGCAGAUGAGAAUGGUGAAGUAUAUCCAUAUACAAAUACUACAUUUAAUCAACACGAUUUUGGUGGUGUUGAAUCUAUCACUCAUACAUUAAUAUUCAUCAAUAAAUUCAUGCGUUUCUGGCCAGUGUAUGCACCAUUCGUCAAAUAUUUUGAAGAAAAAGGAUACAAAGUAAAGAAAGAUUUAUUUGCAGCGCCAUAUGACUCCAGAUUGGGUCCAAACAGAAUUCCAGAGUAUUACGGCAAACUAAAAGAUCUUAUUGUUGAAGCUUACAAUAAAAAUGGCCAGCAGAAAGUAGUUCUCUGCGGAUUUUCUCUGGGAGGCUCUGUUUUGCAAAAAUUACUCACAGAAAAGACAGACAAAGCUUUUCGUGACAAAUAUAUUUCUAAAGGAGUUCUUAUUGGCCCUGGAUUUGGUGGUUCUAUGCCAUUCUUUAGAGAUUUACUAACAAAAAGGACUUCUUACGUACCUUCUUUAGAUAACGAGAAUCUUAAGAAGUUAAUUGAGUCAUGGCCAACAUUCCAGGAGAUUAUGCCAAACCCAAUUCUCCAUGAAGAAGUUCCACUACUUUACAAUGAAGAGGGAAGUAAUUUCAAAGGAAAAGAUUUGAAAGAAUUUCUGAUAGCUCACAAAAUUUUUGAGGGGAAUUACUUGAAAUCGUUUUUGAAGACAUACGAAAGAGUUGGUGAUUACUUGAAGGAACCAGAUGUACCAAUUGACCUAAUUUACAAUAGUGGACGCCCAACAAUUGCUGCUUUAAACUUUACAAAUGGAUUUGACAAAAUGCCUGUUGAUAUCAUUGGAAAAGGCGAUGGAACAAUAGGAUCAUUUGGCCUAGAGAAGAUUUGUAGCCUAUGGAAGAAUGCAAAAUGCUACAAUGUCGAUUGUGAUGGACCAACGUGCAUCCAUGGAUCAUUGAUAAAGAAUGUUGAUGUUUUGGAUGCUGUUUAUAAUACUACAUAUGGAAGAGCUAUAUCGUUGAACACAAAAAGAGCUCACAAACUAACAGAUGAUUUGUAA
Molecule: messenger RNA, 1194 nt
Organism: Trichomonas vaginalis G3
Lineage: Eukaryota; Parabasalia; Trichomonadida; Trichomonadidae
Product: O-acyltransferase protein
Exons: 1
Coding region: 1-1194 (397 amino acids)
Biological process (GO): lipid metabolic process
Source: RefSeq, a predicted model, not a curated record